Molecule: messenger RNA, 636 nt
Organism: Acanthosepion pharaonis
Lineage: Eukaryota; Metazoa; Mollusca; Cephalopoda; Sepiida; Sepiidae
Source: the annotation of a GenBank genome assembly
AUGAGAAGUUUUUUCCGCCCCAACUUCAGAAACGUCCGGGGCCGCGGUGGACCACCCAUGAUUAGAGGUGCUGGUAUGAUGAGGCCCAUGGCACCACCCUUCAAACCAGGACCCAUGUUCCGGGCAUUUGUUCCUCACGUCCCAUUCGAUUUGGCUCAAUGUGAGAGUGCAUUCCCCCGAGCAAAGCCAGCAUCUGAUGACAAAGCCUUCACUGAAGCUUUACUCAAGAGGAAUCAGGAUCUGACACCCUCCACCACAGAACAAGCUGCUGUACUUGCUCUGGUUACUAAGAUACAGACUGUACUUGAUAAUCUCAUCGUAACUGCUUCUUUUGAGCCUGCACAAAUUGAAGAAGUCCGUCAAGUAGGAUCUCACAAGAAGGGAACAAUGAUGGCUGGACAUAAUGUAGCUGAUGUGGUUAUUAUUCUAAAAACACUUCCUACAAAAGAGGCAGUAGCUGCUCUAGGGAACAAAGUUGCUGAAGAUCUUCGUGCUGCUGAUCCUCAUGAAGUUCUAAGUAUGCUUACCAAUGACUCGGGCUUUGAAAUUAGUUAUUCUGAAGUCUCCGUGAAAUGUUUAAUUACCACUAUUCCACCAAAUCUCAAGAAACUGGACCCAGAACUGCAUCGUAAGUAA